This is a messenger RNA of Gongylonema pulchrum, 501 nucleotides long. The record is from the annotation of a GenBank genome assembly. NCBI's taxonomy places the organism in Eukaryota, Metazoa, Nematoda, Chromadorea, Rhabditida, Gongylonematidae.
AUGCCUCACACAUCCAGAAUGAUCAAUAAGCCAGAUCUGAAAGGCAAAGUUAUCUUCGUUGGUAAAAGUGGUGUAGGAAAGACAAGUAUCAUUUUACGGCAUGAUGGACAAGGAUUCUACAGUAAACUCCCCAUGUAUCUUCGUAAUGCGGUUGCAGCUGUGAUUGUGUACGAUAUUACGGAUCGUGAAUCAUUUCUGGAACUAAAAAAAUGGAUUAAUGUCUCAUUAUUUAUUGUUGGCAAUAAGCUCGAUCUGGAAAAUGCUCGUACGGUGACGCACAAGGAAGGAGUACAGUUAGCAGAACAGGUUGGUGCUGCAUUCCAUGAAACAUCGGCACUGAACGGUGAAGGUAUCCGAAAGGUGAUCACUGCUAUUGCCGAACAUUUGCUGGAGCGUCAAACAGCUCAGAGUGCCUCGUCGAUACAUUUGAAAAGCCCUCCUUCCUCUUCCGAUGACACUACUAAUCGUAAGCAGGGGAAAUUUUGUUGCUCUUCUGGAUGA